AAAAAAGGUAGAAACAAAGAAAAACUCUCCAGUGAUCCCGAUAGAGAGCACGAGUGGACGAGGAUUUCGUGUUCAUAUUCGGGUGCCUUUUGCAGACAGCGCUGGACUAACGCGGUUAUAAUAGAAGACAGGGUAGACUCGUUAUAUAGCAUGUCUGUGGGUCUUAGCAAAUUGUAGAAAAAUACAUGAGCGACAAUAGCGACUAACAAUCCGUUCAGCUGCAUUUCACUGCGACCAAGCAAAGAGCUACACUUCCCUGAAUCCACAAGAAUCGACUGCAGUUACUAGCUAUUAAACCGGGAAGUGGUUGAAGUUUAAAUCAAUCUAUCUAUCUAUCUAUCUAUCUAUCUAUCUAUCUAUCUAUCUAUAUCCGUUACUCGAGUUUCUGUAACUCAAUGCGUUCUUCUCGUUAACACGUAUAGCCCUUAUUACCACACAUAAUUAGGGUUCACUGCUGCUAUUUCACUGUUAUAACCCUGAACUUGAUUCCAGCGAGGAAAUAAACGAAUCGAAUAACAGAAAGAAAGACGGGCUGCUGCAUUUUCUCCUGGGUGUGAGGCGCACAAGAUUUUGGAUGGGGCACGUACAUUGCGUCUCAAAGGUUCCGGACACUGACGCACACUCACCGGACUUACCGUACUUCAAACGGGGUGUGGAUCACAGCCAAGUCCCCGACUCAUCACCGCUGUCGCCGCCAGUGAAUCCUGCUUGUGACCCGCUGGAGCCCGGCCCGAUGAUUCUGCCUAACCUGUGCGUCAUCCCUGAGAAAUUGCUCACUACAGCCCGCUUUAAAGACCCUAGUUUCGGCUCACCACAGAGAGAAACCACGGAAGACCUUAUCAGGGUGGCCUCUGCCAUGACCCACCUCGAACUGUCUGGCUGGUACUGGGGUUCAAUCACAGCGGCGCAAGCCAAGGAGCUUCUAAAGGAGGCUGCAGACGGGACCUUCCUGCUGAGAGACAGCUCGAACCCAGGGUACCUGCUUACCCUCUCGGUGAAGACCAGCGUGGGACCGACCCACCUCCGCAUCGAGUACUCCGAGGGGGUGUUCUGCUUCGACUCCAUGGUUCUGGCCCGGCCCAGGCUGCGGCAGUUCGAUGGGGUGGUGGACCUGUUACAGCACUACGCCCUCACCUGCCUGCGAGCCGCAAGUGCCCAGGAGGAGCGUGAAUCUGACCCAUCUUCCAAAGCCACGGUGCCACCAAAAGAGACCUCCCUUCAGCUGAAACUCACCCGCCCCCUGUAUGUGGAGACCCCGAGCCUCCAGCACUUGUGCAGGGUGGCCAUUAACCAGAGCUCCCGAAACAACAUGGACCUGCCUCUGCCCCCCAGGCUGAAGGUCUAUCUUCAAGAAUACCCCUUUUACCUAUAGUGAUAUCUAACAUUGGCGCCGCCCUUGUGGACACUAUAGGUUUUUUUUUAAAAACAAAAAGCAGGCUUUUAAUGGCUUCUGCUUACUGUUUAUCAAAAGGCAUUUUAGUUUCUCUAAAGGUAGUCAGUGACUGGUGCUGCCCAGUUUAUGCAACUGGCAAUGUACAACGCAUACUCGCUAUAACACGGGUCUCAGGGGGGACACAAUAUGAGCGCUGUAACCAAAGAGCAUUAUAAAUGAGGGGGGAGCGGGGGGCACGAGACACAUAACACACAUCUGACUAAAAUACAAAACAAAAUAACCCCCUCUCUAUAAUGCACAUAUAGUGAAUUAAAAACGGAACUUUCCAUGAGUUAACCAUAACUUUCCUUUCUAACCGAGAGCCUUAUAGCGAGGGAGCACUGUAUUAUAUAUGUGGACUUGUUAAUUGCCACUAACUGGGUGUGAGUAGGCAGCUGGGUUACCUGCUGUAAGUAUGUAACUUUAAAUGCCCUGGUUUCUGAUGCAGUCGACCAUUACCAGCAUCAGCCCGUCGACAGGAGCGUUCCCACAAAUUGUCAGGAUAUCAACAAACAAAAGAGCGACACAAAUAACAACGUUUGAGCUCUUCAGCCCUGAACGAUGGAUUCAGUUGAAACGUCCAGCUGUUUUAUUCUCUAGUUGUUCGGUGCUGUUCGUCCGGGCCACCAGACACAGGAGGACCCUUCUUAAACACACCGGUGACACUCAGAAUGCUGUAUUGAACCUCUGAGAAGUGGGAUUGCAUGUUGUCAGGAAAUAGCAUAUUUAAGUAUAGCACUUAGGAUACAUUCCCCUUUAGCUAAGGCAUUGCAACACCCUGCUACUCAAGAAACACUGAAAGGGGUCUUUGUGUUACUAAUUCUUAACAGUUAUUCAAGAUUUGUGUCAUAUUCCAAAUGCAUCCCACAAUCAUUCUUGUGACAUUCCUAAUCAGGGAAGCGAAGCAGGAUUUAAUGUCUAUUAAACGAAUGCAUUUACACAGUAAUGUAAAAAGGAAUAACAAAAACUGAAAAAGAAUGCAAAAAACAAUCUACAUUGAAUCCAAACAUUUUUUUUUUUUUAAAUCAUAUUGAGAAAUAACAGACGGCUCACAAAGCUGACAAAGAGAAUGCAUGAAGAAUCCUAAGAGAAUUCAUAGUCGCUGCUUCAGAAUGGUUUUAGACUUUGCCCUGGCCAGAGUACAGCAUGGAGCAGAAUUCAAGUAUAUGUAACCCAUUGAUCUUCUAGUAAAUAUUUUGCCUUGUGGACCAAAUUCCUUUAAAGCUCCUGAUUUCCACACACUUUACAGUGGUCUCAUAACCAGAUUGAUGAGAAGAGCAUGUUCUAGACAUGCAAUCUAACUGGGCGGUCUGGUUUGUACUGGUCUGUACUGGUUUGUACUGGUCUGUGCUGGGCUUGUGGGAGUGGAAUCAUUACAUCUCGUUAGUGGAUCAAGAAGUGUUGUUAACACCACCAUUGUGAAAUGUUUUAUGGGUCAAAUAAAAAAUAUGUUUUAAAG
Messenger RNA from Polyodon spathula (Mississippi paddlefish), 2891 nucleotides. Its product is annotated as suppressor of cytokine signaling 2-like. The coding region runs from base 575 to 1372 and encodes 265 amino acids. Gene Ontology annotation, cellular component: phosphatidylinositol 3-kinase complex. Gene Ontology annotation, biological process: intracellular signal transduction; phosphatidylinositol phosphate biosynthetic process. The transcript is spliced from 3 exons. Gene Ontology annotation, molecular function: 1-phosphatidylinositol-3-kinase regulator activity. NCBI's taxonomy places the organism in Eukaryota, Metazoa, Chordata, Actinopteri, Acipenseriformes, Polyodontidae. The record is from RefSeq and is a predicted model, not a curated record.